CCGUGGUCGAAGAGCUCCGAUGUGUUCCAAGAGGAGGAGGAGGGACACGAUUGUAGCCACACGAUGACAUUACCAGUUCAUCAUGAUCUGCCUACCGCUGACUAGAUACAUAUAACCGGCCUGGGCGGUUGAGCGCGAGGCCUUGUCUUCCUCUUGUUAAAAAAAAUAAGAGCAGCCCAAAAAACCAGGAAAAGCUAGAAAAGUUCAUCAAGGGAAACAAAUGCAUCCUGCUAGUACCAACAUGCUUUUAAUCUUCCUAGGGGCAUGGUUCACCCUGCUCGACUCAGUCAUUGCUCCUCCACCUCCGUCUCCAUUUCCUUCACCUUCUUCGCCCGUCAUACCAACCGCUUCUCCCACCAGUCACCCCAUUGUGACUCCUUCGCCUCCACCCUCCACCACUGUUGUCCCCACGACAUCUUUCACCUUCACCUUUAACCCCGUGGUGGUGACGACGACUGAAAUCGCGACCUGCGCAGCUGUAGCUGCGCCUCCAGCAGCCUGCAUACCUGCCAUCUGCGUGCCCACCCUCACCGUCACCUCGGUAGCGACGUCGAUAUCCACCACCACAGUGACGCACAGUGUUGUUCAGUCAAUCGUGCCCCCGGCCAUCACCGUCACCGAGACCUUCUGUCCUGCACCGCCACCGGCACCCCCAGCAGCAGCACCUCCUGCCCCUUCACCUCCACCUCCUCCCGUCAUCUCCUCGCCACAUAUCUCACCGACAUCGUCCCCGUCCCCGGCGCCUCCCUUCCCAUUUCCAAGCCGCAACGCCACCGCCAGCGUCAGCUUCAGUCCGGGCGUCAGUCCCAGCGUAAGCCACUCAGUUCCGACACUGACCCCAGGCACCACCGCUGUCCCAACCGUGCCGGCCGGUAGUCCGUCGCCUGUGCUGCCUACCGCUGGACCUGGACCUGGACCUGGACCUGGACCUGUUGUUCCUCGGGACAACAUUCUAGCUAAACGCAAUGAAACCCCUGGGAUGAUUGAUACUAGAGCUCCGGAUGGAGAGGUUCUCCGGCGUGUGUUUGCUGUUUGA
This is a messenger RNA of Penicilliopsis zonata CBS 506.65, 1036 nucleotides long. RefSeq lists its product as hypothetical. The transcript has a single exon. Lineage: Eukaryota; Fungi; Ascomycota; Eurotiomycetes; Eurotiales; Aspergillaceae. The record is from RefSeq and is a predicted model, not a curated record. Bases 221 to 1036 code for a protein of 271 amino acids.